Nanorana parkeri is the source of this 2551-nucleotide messenger RNA. It is a transcript of the gene THSD1, whose product is annotated as thrombospondin type 1 domain containing 1. NCBI's taxonomy places the organism in Eukaryota, Metazoa, Chordata, Amphibia, Anura, Dicroglossidae. The record is from RefSeq and is a predicted model, not a curated record. The transcript is spliced from 4 exons. The coding region runs from base 17 to 2551 and encodes 844 amino acids. Gene Ontology annotation, cellular component: cell periphery.
AUCUACACUCAACAGAAUGAGACAAUCACUGCGCUCUUCCACCUACAUAUCAUUGCUUGUUCUGUGGGGUUGUGCUUUCAGUAACCUCCUGCUUAAAGAAACCCACCACAUAGCCUUUAGCAAAUCUUCAAUCCACAUUGAAUUUAAUAUCAGAGAUAAUUCCAGCAUAUCAAGAAAUGCUACAGUAACUCUGCUGGACGUUAAGAACAACCAGAUAGUUACAAGUAAAGAACUUCCUGCAAACAUAUCACAUGGUAUUUUGGAAUAUGAGUGCUUCUAUUUCACAUCGGCUGGUCUAUAUCAGUUUCAAAUGAGCCUGGAGAGAAAUAAUGACAGCGCUGUUCACAUCAGCAGCAGCUUCCUGAACGUAACUUGGCCAGUGUUUCACAUGGAUCUGAACAGAACUUCAAAGGAUAUGCAGAGAUCCUUCCAGGUUGGGGUCUUUACCAAUGAAAAGCUUUGCUCAGGGUUUUCUGGUCAGGAGGCCAAGAUUUUACUAGAGGUUGAGCACACUCAGAACUUUCGAGGGCUGGCAGAACCGAACACCGAUCAGUUCAUGCAGUACAAGACGUUCAAGGAAAUUGCUUUGUCCACAUCACAGUGGGUAGAAAUUGAAUGUGCAUCUAUUCGCCCAGAAGCCUUCAUCACAGUGUCUCUGAAACCAAUGGAUUCUGAGUCAGUGAUUGCCUAUAUUGGACCCACUGAUCUUGUUAAAACCUUCAAAUAUAAGCUGACCACAGUGACAGAAAAAAAAUGUGAUUCCUCAAUGGCUGUCUACGUUAUACCUCCGCCAUGUAAUUACGUUGAGGGUAAAAUGAUUGUAUACAAAGAGUCUCCUAGAAGCCCGGGAGAAGGUGUCACAACGUUAGCUGAAAAUGCUCUACAAAGAGGAGAACGGAACUCUCAGUUCAACUGCACAUUGUUUGAGAUUGGCAAAAAUAAGUAUUGCUUUGAGUUCCUGAUGUCUUCAAGCAGCAGCCCCAAUUUCUCACUUCCAACAGCCAAACAGUGUGUGGAGAUUCGGAGAGAAAUUGAGACGUGGAGUCUGUGGCAGCCAUGGAGUUCCUGUAGCACCACCUGUGGGGAUGGCCACAGAGAACGGUACAGAACCUGCCUUUCAUCACCCUCUAUAAAGCCUUCUUGUAGUGGAACAUCAAAAGAGACCUCUCUCUGCUCUCUCGAGGACUGCUCAACUGUGAAGCCCUCAAGCAAAUCCACUACAAAUGCUAAGGAUGUCCCUAAUACAAGCAACACAGUGACUAUCACUGGAAUUUCUCUCUGCCUCUCCAUCAUCUUUGUAACCGUAGUGAUUACCGUCUGGAGGAAAUUUGGUAACGGAUGCAAGUGCCGCCCAACAACCAGGCAUAGCUCUGCCCAUUCAGUGAAUUGCUGGAAAAACUCAGAUGAGGAGAAUAUAUACAAAAUGAGGGAAAGCUUCUCUGAUGCAGCGGAAGGUCAGCCAGAAGGGGUGGAAGAUGGAGUCCAUAUACCUUUAAAUUACAGACAAAACACCCGUGAUGGCCAAGAGGUGGUCACAACCGAAAAUGAUUGUGCUCAGGCAAACAGCCAGAAGAUGAUUCCACCCAUUUUCAGUUAUCGCCUUGCUCAGCAGCAGCUAAAAGAGAUGAAACAAAAGGGUCUGAAAGAAGCCACAAAAUUGUAUCACGUCUCUCAGAGCCCAAUGGCCGAUACUGCUCUAGACAUCUCUAUGGCUCCACCCCCUGUCACUGACAACUCAGAGGAGUUGGCAGCAAAUAAGUUUAGGAUACAGUCUCCAUUUUUAGAGCCAAAAAAUAGCCAAAGCAGAAGUGCUGGUGAACGAACUUACCCAAAGUUUCCACAGACACUUGGAUACAGCCCAAAUCAAACAUUGCCCAAAGCAUCCCACCUUAAGAACACAGAUACUAAAGCAAAGUAUGACAGAGGCUAUCAGAAAAAUAAUUUCCGAAGAACAUCAAGUUUUCAUGACACUAAACACCUUAAACCCUACAGGGAAAGAAGUUUAACAUCCCUUUCUCCAAGACAAGCAAUGAUGUACAACUCAAGAAUCCGAAUGUGGGAGUAUUCUACAGUAGACAGGUCAAAUAAAAAAACAAUAGGACUGGAAAAAAGUCCAGAAAACCUCACACGGGGCAUCUCUCUUCCCCUGGAGGCAACUGGACAUCUGCCCCCAAAUCAAUAUGCUCGACAAGCAGAGAAACCUGAUUUAAUCUGCAGCAGGCACACCACUGGCAGGCAGUCUAAAAUUGAGCAACCAGAUCAGAACCGACUACGGAAAGGACCGUCACCAGUUGAGAAGUCUUGGAACAAGGCCAAAAAUGUCUCACCAUCUCCUAAAGAUAUGUAUUACAGGAGAAGUCCUCAAAGUCCAGCUCAUUUCCGAAGAGAAAAGUGCCAGAGCUUCCCUUGGGGAACUGAUUAUUCUUUCUAUGACAACUCCACAUUUGGGCUCACAGAGGCUGAACAGCAAAUGCUUGAUUUACCGGGAUAUUUUGCUUCGAAUGAAGAAGAUGAGACAAGUACAUUAAGUAUUGAAAGACUGGUGAUUUGA